This is a messenger RNA of Lolium rigidum, 438 nucleotides long. Its product is annotated as xyloglucan galactosyltransferase KATAMARI1 homolog. NCBI's taxonomy places the organism in Eukaryota, Viridiplantae, Streptophyta, Magnoliopsida, Poales, Poaceae. The record is from RefSeq and is a predicted model, not a curated record. The transcript has a single exon. The annotation marks the transcript as partial.
GACGCCAUCCUCGCCGGCUGCAUCCCGGUCUUCUUCCACCCGAUGUCCGCCUACACCCAGUACACCUGGCACCUGCCCAGGGACUACAGGAGCUACUCCGUGUUCAUCCCCCAGAUCGAUGUGGCCAAGCGGAACGUCAGCAUCGAGGAGGAGCUGAGGAAGAUACCGCCGACGAAGGUGGCGCAGAUGCGAGAGGAGGUGAUCCGGCUCAUACCGAGGGUGAUGUACAGGGAACCCAUGGCCAAGGGCCUGGUGUUCAAGGACGCGUUCGACGUUGCUGUGGCUGCGGUCAUCGACAGAGUGGCCAAGCGCCGCCGUGCCACGGCUGAGGGACGCGAGUACAACGACAGCUUCGACGGAUAUUUUAGUUGGAAGUACGACUUGCUAGAGCCUGGGCAGAAGGAUAUAGGCCCGCACGAGUUUGAUCCAUAUAUGUGA